Molecule: messenger RNA, 1098 nt
Organism: Belonocnema kinseyi
Lineage: Eukaryota; Metazoa; Arthropoda; Insecta; Hymenoptera; Cynipidae
Exons: 2
Coding region: 1-1098 (365 amino acids)
Source: RefSeq, a predicted model, not a curated record
AUGAUAUCCUACUGUGGAACGGAACAUCAAAAAGAGCAUUGGCCUGAGCACAAACAAUUCUGCCGAGAAAUCUGGAUCAUGAUAAAAGAACAUGCCGUUUCACAUCUUUAUCAAAACAUUCAGGGCCUCGAUUUGGAAACCUGGAAUCUACAAAGAGAUCUUUUACUCCAGGAAUUGGAAGAACGUCUAGGCCGCGAAGUUACCUUUCACGAGCUAGAUGUCCUAAUGUUUCCUCGAAUUUGUUUCAUCUGUCAUGAAGCUAGACAAGAAGAAUUAAAAAACUGCCCUGGUUGCCCAGCUGCCAGUUUUUGCAAUGAACAUCCAAGCAGUCCUUUGCACGAUGCAGACUGUCACAAAAUAAAGAAAAUCCACGAGAUGAAUAUGGAAGCUGAUCCUGCGAAACGACUGAUGCUGAUGGAAGUCCUCGUGCCUGUCAUAACUCAUCUCCAGAUGAACAAAUCUUCAGAUCUACCUGAUUCGAUGCAAGAGUUUUUAGAUCGACACGCCAAACCUGGAAUGAACUUUUCCGAAAAUGAGAUGAUCAUCAUGUCGGACUUCUGUGACGAACCACUGACUGUCUUCAAUGCUCUGAAGAAGAUGAACUACUCUCAUUCUGAUAUAAUCAUCCAUAUCGAAGGUAUGAGCUCAACAUCGCAAACAAUAGAUACUUCAAAAUACUGGGAGGUUCUUUUCCAUUUGCUGCCGAAUUUAAGAAAAAUGAAAAUCGUAUUUGUGGAUGUAGAUUCUGCUUGUCACAUAGGGGUAACUCUCUGCCAAAACUGCCGCUCGAUGAAUAAAUCGAUAUCAGUGAAAACGACUGCACUUUCUUAUUUGGAAUACAUCAAAAAGAAAGAGUUUGAAAGACCGAGUCUUGUUGUGUUUUUUAAUCUUGAGGUUGAGACAAUGAUAGAUAAUGAUUUUCUCAUAGCUUUACAACUGAAGCUCCUAAAAUGCAGUAAAUUAGAUUGCACUUUAGUGUUUACAACUGACAGAAAGAGGGAGCACAUUUCUUUAAAGAAAAUCCUGAGAUCUUCUCUGGGAAAUUUUAAAAACUGCUACGAGGGACUCAACAAGUUUGGAAGUCUACUAAGAGAGUGA